This is a messenger RNA of Aspergillus steynii IBT 23096, 918 nucleotides long. RefSeq lists its product as uncharacterized. The record is from RefSeq and is a predicted model, not a curated record. The transcript is spliced from 2 exons. The coding region runs from base 1 to 918 and encodes 305 amino acids. Lineage: Eukaryota; Fungi; Ascomycota; Eurotiomycetes; Eurotiales; Aspergillaceae.
AUGCCGAGAAAUGUGGCGCGCGAAAGUAUCAACGAGCUGUGGAAGAAGGUCUUUGUGACCAAUGACAUAGUCUACUCUGAAGACCCCGCGACUAUGAAAGAGGUAGAUAAUGAAGAUCUUUCUCGCCAUGGAAUCGCCCGUAUUCCUUUUGAGCUGGAAACUGCAGCAGUCGGGUUGAUGCCCAGCUUUCUCUUCAAGCCCCUGGAUCUUACCGAUGUCAGGGAGCAUCGGCCGUCGGAAGAGUCCCUUGAGGCAGCUCAAUUUAUUGACUACGCGACCCAUACCAACCCCGAGGUUCGGCGGGAUCAAGUUUGCGGAUCCGGGCUCGCGGCACAACUUGCGUAUAACCUGGUCACUCAGUGGGCUUUAUGUACAGCGGAGCAAGGACUUGUUGUUCCCGUCAAUGUCAGUAUUCCGAACCCGUUCUUUUACCUUUUCGAUGGCUUUUUCCGUUAUCCAUCUCGUCAAGGCUCUUCGACAGCAGCCAUGACCCUGGAACCCGCUUGGGAAAACAACCGACCAGUCUACCCUCAUGUCAUUAUAACAACGACACACAAUUUCUCCGGUAAUGAUGACUCUAUGCUAUGGGGUGAACUAGCGCCAUUGGUAGAAGCUGUUUACAGCCGCGCAAACCAGCCUCUAGUCACGGAUAUGGAGGAGAUGGAAAGACUGGACACUAAAGGCGCCCGGGACUUCCCCGGCAAACCCCGGGCCUUUGGAGGGGAAAAGAAGUUUCCAGACUUGAUGCUCUCCUUCUUGAAUAAUCAGCAUGGCAGAGUAUUCUACGCUCACAUGGAAGAAAGGCAGUUGAUGGUUUAUCAAUCGAGGCUGUAUAGCUUCCAAACACGUGAUGAUGCAACUGUGGAGUUGUUUGUUCAGUUUCUGUUGAGCUCGCCGUUGUCUGUGCCGGUUUCUUAG